ACCCAUGGGUCUGUUAGAAUUUUCAAACAAGCCGAAAGUCCACAAGAGUGUUCUUCAAAGAGAAAAUGCCAAAAGUCCACAAGAGGAUUCUCCAAGAAUAAAAAACCACCAGCGAAGCAUAAACCCGCAAAAGAAAGAAAACCUCCAAAUACGACGAUACCAAAGCUAUGGGAUCAUACCAGCAAAGCUCCAAUACGACGACACCGAAACGACGAGAUCACACCAGCGAAGCUCCAAAUACGACGAUACCGAAGCGACGAAAUUACAUAG
Dentiscutata heterogama is the source of this 270-nucleotide messenger RNA. Lineage: Eukaryota; Fungi; Glomeromycota; Glomeromycetes; Diversisporales; Gigasporaceae. The record is from the annotation of a GenBank genome assembly.